GAUAUUAUAAGCUUCCACACUCAACAAUCAGUGCAAACCAGCACAUUCCAUCGCUACUGGUCUUUCUAGCGAGGACCCAACUCCCAUCCAAACACCAAUUUGCGUUCCCUCGCACCUCAUACCUGGAAUUUCAACACCUGAAGUAGCCCAAAUAGUAUUCACUCGGUCGGCUUUGCACGAUGGCCCACUCGGCUUUUUGCAUCGCCAUGGCGCUUGGCCUUCUGUGCCGCGCGGCGGUCGCCAUCGACGCAGCCCAGUCUACCGCCAGCUCUAGCCAGGACGCCUUCGUCGGCGAGAAAUUGCUCCACCGGUGGCGGGAGAUGCUGUCCGCCCGCGCGGACAAGGGCGAGCCGGCCCCCUCGGUCUUCGAGCAGGCCUUCACCGCCACCUUCACCAGCAAGCAGGAGGGCGAGGUGGAGCGCACGCUGGAGCAGUUCUCGCAGCUGAUGGCCUGGGUGGACACCACGCCGUCGCCCAACGCCACGCAGCUGGCCUUCCUGCCCGAGCUGCGCUCCGACGCCGCUCGUGAGUUGGCGGCGCUGGCGCUCGCGCUCGCCAAGAGCGAGGGCGCCGACGCCAAAGCGCUGGUCGCCUCGCUGAACGCCAUCAGCGCCAAGCUGCAGUCCGCCUCCUCCUGGCGCGGCUACGCCGCCGGCCGGCGCAUGCUGGUCGGCGCCAUCCUCAAGAAGCGCAUGGACUUUGGCGGCCGCUUCCCGCUCGAGGUGCAGGCCGCCGUGGACGCGGUGAUGCUGCAGCUGUUCCAGAUGCACAAGCUGUCGGUGGCCAACCGCGGCGCCGUGCAGUUCUUCCACGUGUCCAAGUCGGGCGGCACCAACCUGUGCCAGAGCGCGGAGGCAAACGGCUGUGCCAGCCAGGGCUUUGACACGCGCACCAACUGCCUCAUUCGCGAUUUUGCCGACCAGCCGCGCUGGGUGACCUACAACGCGCACAAGUACGUGCAGUACCGCAUGAGCAGCCGCCAGGCGCUGCCCUGGUUCGUCAACUUCCACACCUACCGCGCGGAGCUCACCUGCGACCAGCGCCGCGCCUACCUGCUGCGCAACGGCCUCACCUUUUACGCCAACGAGUACACCAACCCGCCCACCGGCAUCCCCGCCGGCGCCUCGGCCGAGGAGGCGGAGGCCGCCACCAGCGGCAUGUGCGAGGACUUUGUCAACCUCAUCAUGUUCCGCCACCCGCACGACCGCCUGCGCUCCCAGAUCGGCUGGGUGCAGAAGCUGUACAAGGAGUUCUAUCUGGACACCGACACCCAGAAGUCCUUUGUGAACCGCACCACCGGCUUCUGGGAGCGCCUCAUGCCCGCCGGCGUGAACAACUACUACAUCCGCUCGCUGCUGGGCCAGCGCUUCUUCGAGUUCCCCGUCACCCAGGUCCUGCCUCAGCACGUGACGCUGGCCAAGCUGGCGGCGCUGCAGCACGACAUCCUGCUGUCGUUGGACGCCAAGCCGCGCAACGAGCUGGCGCUGCGCGUGGGCCUGGGCUGGGCGCAGGCGCUGCGCGACGACGUGAUCCGCUCCUCCGCCGAGCUGGGCGACGCCGUGGCGCUGCCCAUUGACUAUACCACCAUGCUUGAGCGCAACGCGCCGGACGUGGAGGUCUACAACUUCGCGCGCGAGAUGCAAGCGCUGGACACGCUGCUGUGGAACUUCGUGUCCAUCGCCGACGCGCAGCUGGGCGGCGGCUCCAACCUGAGCAGCGACAAGUGCGGCUAUGUGAGCAUGGGAACGGAAGCGGCCGUGCAGGAGCGUGAGAAGCGCUACGCCGAUGUGGUCAUCCCCGCCUCCAGCCUGCGCACCGGCGGCGUGGGCGUGAACGGCGUGACCGGCGCGCCGCCCGCUGACACCGCGGACGCCGCCGCCGCCGCCGUGCGCGCCGCCGACAGUGCUAACGUGGAGGGCGAGCAGCAGCCGGCUGGGGCGAAGGAGGAGGAAAUGAGCACCGGCACUGGCAAGUCUGUGCUGCGUGGCGCCGCUGACAGCAGCAGCAGCAGCAGUACCGACACUACCAGCAAGCGCGUCAUCUCGAUCAGCCGCCGCACACGCAGCAGCAGCCACCGCCGCAUGCUGCACUAGAGUGCCGAUGAUUGUUCGCACUGCAGCAGCGUGUGUGUGCGUGGACUGUGUGGUGUGCAAUGAGUGUGGCGUGUGCAGGAGAGCGCAAGCAACUUUGCAGUGGAUGGAUAGUGCAAUGUGGUGAAGGUCGUGAACUAGCGCCGCUGAUUGGGCGGCAACGUAGAUGACGAGCAGGAGGGCCAUCCAUAUCUGUGGCUGUACGAUCAUAUACAGCAGACAAGAAAUAGGCAUGCAUAUAUCACUUAGCGUAUGAUUCUAGCCACCUACUCUAGCAAGCGUGAUUGAUUCCAACGAAGUAAUUGAUUGGGCAUAUGACAACAUGACACUAGACGCCGCGCCGAUUGUGCCGGCAGUAGCGAGAGGCAUGCCAAGCGCCCAAAUGGCUGCGAAGCGCCUCAAUGAUUGGAGAGCCGAGUGGUGGCCGCGCCGCAAGGCACGUAGCAUCACAAGCCUUUACAGGCAUCCCCUGCUGAUGACCUGGGCUGAUGAAUGGAAUGAAGAACGUGUCCCGUGAGGCGGUGACCGGCAAGCAUACCGAGCCUGUCAUGCCAACAUCGCUGUAACCUCUCGAGGUCUG
Chlamydomonas reinhardtii is the source of this 2670-nucleotide messenger RNA. RefSeq lists its product as uncharacterized. The record is from RefSeq and is a predicted model, not a curated record. Bases 207 to 2093 code for a protein of 628 amino acids. NCBI's taxonomy places the organism in Eukaryota, Viridiplantae, Chlorophyta, Chlorophyceae, Chlamydomonadales, Chlamydomonadaceae. The transcript has 2 exons.